AUGUCGGACUCACGCCUAUAUUCAUUCUCCCCCGAGACGAAGGAGAAGCUCCGCAAAUUCCGCCUGGAUAUGAUAGAUGCAAAGAGCCAGGAAAUCCGGCCCUGCGAUGAUGAGGUUUACUCGAAGAUGGAAGACCUUGCGGAUGAGCUCCCUGACUCGUCGCCCCGUUUCAUAUUACUGAGCCACCCGCUGACGAUGUCAUCUGGACGCCUUGCUGUGCCAUACGUACUCCUAUACUACCUGCCAGAAAACUGCAACCCAUCACAGAGGAUGAUGUACGCCGGUGCGGUGGAACUAAUGAGGAACAACGCGGAGGUCAACCGUGUGAUAGAAGUUGAAAGCGAGACGGACGUGAUAGAGAUCGAGAAGAAGCUUCAAGGCGCAUAG
This is a messenger RNA of Arthroderma uncinatum, 387 nucleotides long. RefSeq names its product GMF family protein. The transcript has 4 exons. Bases 1 to 387 code for a protein of 128 amino acids. The record is from RefSeq and is a predicted model, not a curated record. NCBI's taxonomy places the organism in Eukaryota, Fungi, Ascomycota, Eurotiomycetes, Onygenales, Arthrodermataceae. Gene Ontology annotation, molecular function: actin binding; Arp2/3 complex binding. Gene Ontology annotation, biological process: negative regulation of Arp2/3 complex-mediated actin nucleation; actin filament debranching. Gene Ontology annotation, cellular component: actin cortical patch.